AUGGGGGCAACGUCACUGUUACGCAGGGUAGGUGGCUGGCUUGCACCACCACCUCCAAAGGCGUCCGAUGGUCGUGACCAGUGGCCAUCUAGAGCAGCCUUUCUGCUCGCAGCAAUGGGCGGAUGUGCGGGUCAGGGUAACCUGCUACGAUAUCCUUCGGUCGUGUACAACAAUUACGGUCUACAGUGGUUCAUCCCCUACCUCUGCGCCGUUCUGUUCAUCGCCAUCCCAGCCCUAAUCCUCGAGAUAGCAGUGGGCCAAGCCUACCGAGGUGGUACGGUCAUCGCCUUUAACAAUGUCCACCCACGGCUCAAGGGCGUGGGCAUCGGUCCCGUCCUGGUCAGCUUCAUCGUCGUACAGUACUUUACUGUCAAUUUAGCUUGGAUCAUGGUCUACUUUCGCCACUCUUUCACAAGUCCAUUGCCAUGGGAAGGUAGACUGGAAUCAUUCUACAACGAAGACGCCCUCGCCAAUCCAGCGCCCGUCGGUGGAGAAUUGUCUGCAGACAUGUCGAGUGUAUUGUCCUAUGUCACAUACCCAGCUAAAGCCCUAGUCGGAGAGACGGUGGGAUGGAGCGCUUUUGUCUGGUUCCUCAUCUGGGGCAGUAUCUUCCGAGGUGUGGGCAUGACAGGUCGAGUCGUCUACUUCACAAUGGGACUGCCCAUUGUUACUACGAUCAUCUUCGUAGGCAGGUCCCUCUCAUUGGACAAUGCCGGCGAGGGGGUGAGGCUCCUCUGGGCUACCUGGCGCGGAGAUCAAUUGGCCUCUGGAACCGUGUGGCAGACGGCGGUAGGCCAAGUCUUCUUCUCUACUGGUGUGGGAUUCGGCUACUUCACCUGCUAUGCCUCGUACAACAAGAAGCACUCAAACGCAGUCCUAGACGCCAUCCUGAUCUGCGGUAGCAAUGUCCUCUUUGAAAACUUUGCAGCUUUCGCCGUCUUUGGUGUAGUAGGCUAUCUUCGCCGCUGGCCGCAAGAUGGUGUCCGUCUUGGUGCCUUUGUAGUAGGUUUCUUCACCCUGCCCGAAGCAGUCAUCCAGAUGCCAGGUGCCAACUUCUGGGCAGUCUUGCUCUUCUUUACGCUCAUCGUUCUAGGAUUCAGUUCCGCCUUCGUCAUGUUGGACGUAGUGGCCACACUUCUAGUCGAUUCGGGCUUGAAGUGUUCUAGACCAACCAUCGUUACUGCUCUUACGCUGGUGUGCUUCCUGAUGUGUCUGCCGUACUGCACCGAAUUUGGCUACUAUCUCCUGGACGGCGUGGACAGGUGGAUCAACAAUGUCGUUCUCAUCUUUGUCGUAUGGGCAGAAACAGUCAGCGCCAGCUCUGUGUAUCGCUACAACGACGUAGUCAGUCAGACUGGCGCGCUCAGCUUCUGGAUCUACAAUGGUGGCUAUCUCGCCGGGCACAUCUUGGGCAUCGGGCUCGCUCACGGCAUCAGCAGUCCAGGCGCAGGAGCCGGAGCCGGAGUGGGACUCUGGGCCGUUUGUACCGUCCUGGCUACUUUUCUAGCACGACCCCAGGUAGAGUCCCACCUCGAGGUCCGUGCACCUGGCUUCUGGGGAAGGAACAAGUUCACCUCACGCUUCUGGUUCCUGGCCUUUUACUCUGGCAACCAGCUCCGUCGCGACCUAAACGUCAUCAUAGGCGGUGGACGCAAUUGGAGCAUCCCUUUCUUCCUACCAGUCCUACUGAGGUACGUCAGCGGGCCCGUCCUGGUCAUCAUCCUCAGCUUUGCCUUUCCUGAAUUUCACACGCUGAGAUACGACCCGAUGAUGAUCGCUGGGUUCAUCCUGUCGAUCCUCUGCCUUGCGGCUAUGCUGGUAGGCUUUGUCAUGCCGAGGUACUAUGAUGUCUUUAUACCUGCUUCGAGGAGGCAUGAAGGGCUAGAAGAGACGUUUGUCAAUGAGACCAGGUAUGAGAAGGCAGAUGCCGGAAAGGAUGGGGAUGUCGAGGUGACUGUCACAAUGGUAGAUUCCAAUGAGGUGUAG
Molecule: messenger RNA, 1986 nt
Organism: Microstroma glucosiphilum
Lineage: Eukaryota; Fungi; Basidiomycota; Exobasidiomycetes; Microstromatales; Microstromataceae
Product: SNF-domain-containing protein
Exons: 1
Coding region: 1-1986 (661 amino acids)
Biological process (GO): sodium ion transmembrane transport
Cellular component (GO): membrane
Source: RefSeq, a predicted model, not a curated record